AGCUGUCUGCCGGAUAAAACAACAAAUUAAUCGGACCGCCGUGUCAUGGGAAUACUGUUCGCACGGGGCGACCGGCCCGGUGGAUCUGUUUUUUGAUGGAAAGCAUGUCACCGCAGCAGCAGCAACAGCAACAGCAGCAACAGCAGCAGCAGCAACAGGGCACCGCCACGGGUCGGAGCGACUCCGACUCUGUGGCCGGGAAAAACGCGCCGCUCCCGGAUAAUAAAAAGAAGAUGAAGACUUUGGCUCAGAGAAGACAAUCUGCUCCCUCAUUGGUCAUCAGCAAAGCACUGACCAGGUCCAGAAGCACAUCAAGGGAGAGCUGCCUGACUCCGGUGAGUCCAGAGUCCUGCGGUCUGGUCCAGAGCUUCCUGAGCGAGAGUCCGGGCCAAGCCUUCCUGGGCCACGUUCAAGUCCAGAUGAAGACGGGCCUGCAGACCCAAGACAGACAUCUCUUCCUUUUCACUGACACGCUCGUCGUCACCAAGACCAAGUCUCCGUCUCACUUCAAGGUGAAGGCGAGAGUGCGCUCGUGCGAGAUGUGGACGGCGGGCUGCGUGGACGAGGUGUGCGAGGGCAGCACCAGCCCGGAGAGAAGCUUCGUUCUGGGAUGGCCCACCUGCAACAGCGUGGCCACCUUCAGCUCCGAGGAGCAGAAGGAGAAAUGGCUGGCGCUCAUCAAAAGUCGUAUCACCGAGGGAAAAGAGAAGGACGACCCCAAGACGGUCCCACUCAAGAUAUUUGCCAAGGAUAUGGGAAACUGCGCUUAUGCCAAGACGCUGGCGGUCAACAACACAGACAACACCAACGAGGUCAUCAGCAUGGCACUCACGCAGUUUGGGAUAGCUGGUCACAUGAAGGAUCAUCGCUUGUGGGUGAGCUCCAGUAAGGACGAGCCUCCGUACCCGCUGAUAGGCCACGAGUUCCCAUUCAGCAUCAAGAUGAGUCACGUUCGAGACGGCGGGAGCGCUAGCGGAGAUGUGAGCGGUCCCUGCGAUUGUCCCGAGGUUCAGCUCCUGGACCGAUGUCUGCCUCCGGAAACCCAGUGUCACUUUAUACUCAGACCCAGCAAAGUCACGCACGGCACGGACGCCUUCGCAGACGCUGCCCCGCCAAAGUCGUUCAAGCGUAAACGCUCUCUGAUCAACUGGCCCUUCUGGAGGGGCUCCAGCAACCAGCUGGACACCGCGCCCCCACACAGUCCUACCUCGCCCGGCCCCGUCCCGGGUCACCUCUUCGGGCGGCCGCUUGCCUCCGUCUGCUCGGCGGACAGUGGCCUGCCCAAACCAGUAAUGGACAUGCUGGUGUUCCUGUACGUAGAGGGUCCAUAUACCCGUGGCGUGUUUCGGCGUUCGGCGGCAGCCAAGGCAUGCCGGGAGCUGCGUGAACAACUGGACGCCGGGACAGACAAUGGCGAGAUUACAGGCCAGUCCGUGUUUGUCGUGGCCGGCGUCCUCAAGGACUUCCUUCGCAGCAUCCCCGGCAGCCUGCUUUGUUGUGACCUUUACGACCAGUGGACGGCGGCGAUGGAGAGUGAGGGAAGCGACGACGUGACCGACAAAGUCUACAGCUUACUGCGCCUGCUGCCCGCUGAGAAUUUUCUGCUGCUGCGCCACGUGGUUGGCGUGCUGCACCGCAUCCAAGGCUUCGCUCACGACAACCAGAUGAAUGCUUUCAACUUAUCCGUCUGCAUCGCUCCCAGUAUGCUUUGGGCCUCCAUGCCCGGAACCCCCGAGAUGGAGGGGGAAGGCGCCAAGAGGGUGUGCGAACUGGUGCGCUUCCUCAUCGAGAAUUGCGCCGCCAUGCUGGGUGAUGAUGUCACUUCCCUGUUUUCUGCGUUCAGCCCAAAGGGCGGCGGCAGCGAGCACAGCUCCGAUGCGUCGUCGUUCCAAAUGAACGACUCGUCCUACGACAGCCUGGAGAACGAGCUGAACGACGAACCCGAGUCUCCGUGCCAGGACCAACUCCCUCUGCGCGACAAACCGGACAGCCGCAGCCGUGAUUCGGUCCUCACGCUCAGCGACUGCGAACCGGACGCCGAGGGCCCCUCCGCCGACCUCCUUCUGCAGCUGGCUCCCCUGGCCAGGCCCCGUCGCUUCAGCCCCGCCACGCGCCAGCCUCGCGCCCGCCACGCCAACGGAGCAUCCUCGCAGAGCGCCGGCCGGAGGCUGAGACGUAGCUCGGAGCCCGCCUUAGCCGUCCUCGCCGGGGGGCGCCAGCCGCUACGCAAGGCUAGCUAUGAUGCCGCCAUGGAGGGAGAGGAGGAAGAGGAGGAGUUCCUGGAGAAGGAGCUAAACGGGCUCCACCUGAACUCGGAGCGCGACCAGAACGGCGGGCGGCGGAAGAACAAGCACGUGCCUCCGCUGCGUCUAGACGCCAGCUGCUCGAGCCUCUCCUCGCCGGCCACGUCCCCUACCGGUUCCUCGCUCAGCUCCUUAGACUCUGCUUUCUCACAGUACUCCACCGAUUAUGGCAUCGCCCCGACAGGAGACGGCCCCCUCCGGUCUCCACGCUGCUCCCCGCCGCAGAAGGAUGCCCGCCCCGGCCACGGCGCCCACCCCAAUAUGUGGCUGAAGAAGGACCGUCGCCUCUCUUUGAAGCAGCCUCUCAACGGACAUGCGAGUGAGGAAUCGCUGCCCACUGGGACCCAAACCGGGACGCCCAACCGGCGGCCCGGCAGUCCUCCAUCCUACCAGCAGGCGCUCCUUCAACUACAGUGCACCUCGCCCUUCUACAAGGGGGCGGACAAGCCUCUAACGGUGCGAGAGCUCCGCCUCCUCCACAACACAGGAACUGACGCCGGCCAGCCCCCGAUGGGCGUUUUCUACGGACAAAGUGCCACCACUCUCGUGUUAAAACGCCAGAAGUCUCACUCUCUGACGCCGCCUGUCCAGAGCCGGACUCUGCCCCGCCGCCGGUCUGAGCCCUCUUGCCACCCCUCCAAAACCGCAACCCUGGACAGACCCCGGGCCCGCCUGAGGGUGUCGGACACUGAGCCCCUGUCGCCCUCCGCCGACCGUACCGUGCAGGACUACUUUUCGGCAAGUGGGGACGCGGCGGGCACCGCGCGGAGGAGCCAGGAGGUGGCGCUAGCCAUCGCCCAGGCCAAGAAGGAGUGGCGGAGUCGGCAGUGUAGCGAGCCGAGAUUGGACGAUUUUGACCAACUCUUCUUUGCCGAAGAGUCGUACGUGUAACUACCAACUUUGUACAUAGCCACUUUUUACCAGCUUUGUAUUACUCACUGUUGUCUAAAUAGCAUUUACGGUACCAGGGUGGGAGAUUUCCUAUAUUUCUAAAAAGGUACACAUGCACUUCCUGCUUAGCGCCAAAAUAAGAUGCGGUUUUGGUUUUGCUAAAAUGAAUAUCACAAAAAGAGGCAAGAGACGUUCCAUUUGCAUCCCGCCAAAAUAAGAGCAUUUUUACUUGACAUAAAGACAAGUUAAGAGCACGAAACACAGUUAAAACCUUUAAAAAUGACAAUGUCUUGCGCAAAUUGAGGUGCACUUGCUGGUGCCAUUUGUCUGUGCAUACUACAAAAUAAGAGCAUGCAGUUUCCAACUUGUGCUUUGAAAUUUAUCAGAUUUAUCUCCAGCACACAAAAGAUUCUUUUAGUGAUUAAAUCUAGCCGACAAAUAUGUAUUUAUUAGGAGAAAUCAAUGUCCCUGCUUCUGGGUUUUUUAAUGUGCUAAUUAGGGAAUUUUCCAUUAUAUUAUCUUGUAUAAAAAAGGAAUUCAUUUUGUAAUUGUAUGAUUAGUUCCCCCACAUUGUAAAAUUGUAUUUAUAAUACAGAAAUAUAUGAUAAAUAUAAGUAUGAUCAUUUUCAUAUGUAAUUAAAUCAAAUUGUAUUUUUGUACAUGUGCUGCUGCUGUUGCCAUAGAAACUAUAUUUGCUACAUAUUUCUAUUGUGUACAACAUUUGAAUAAAAUGCUCUCUUCCAAGA
Syngnathus acus (greater pipefish) is the source of this 3940-nucleotide messenger RNA. RefSeq names its product Rho GTPase activating protein 20 (gene arhgap20). The transcript has 15 exons. Lineage: Eukaryota; Metazoa; Chordata; Actinopteri; Syngnathiformes; Syngnathidae. Gene Ontology annotation, biological process: signal transduction; regulation of Rho protein signal transduction. The coding region runs from base 96 to 3194 and encodes 1032 amino acids. Gene Ontology annotation, molecular function: GTPase activator activity. The record is from RefSeq and is a predicted model, not a curated record.